AGGUUACCUAUCUAAGGUCAACGGAUUACACCUCGUUGUUUCAUUCUGUCAACAUUUGAGUUAAGUAUUCCCAAAACGUUAGAUCAGUCGCAUGAAGAAUUUUCUUCAAAGAGUGUCCCAAAAAAAUGUUUUCCAUUUUCUUGAUAAUUUUGUUCAUUUUAGUACUAUUCAGAUGGUUUACAGGAAAGAGAUCUGAUAAUGUGAGUUGCCUUAUUGGUAAGACCGCUAUAGUUACCGGAGGAAAUGAAGGAAUUGGUUUCGCAAUCGUACUUCUUCUAGCAUCAAGAGGAUGCAAAGUCAUCAUUGCAGAUAAAGCUUCUGCGGAAACAUCAGUAGAGAAAGCAAAAAAAUUAACGAAAAAUAAUGAAAUAUACUCAAGACAUCUAGAUUUAUCUUCUUUCGCUUCGAUAAGAAGCUUUGCCGAAGAUAUAAAAAUGUCUGAAACCAAAAUAGAUAUUCUAAUAAACAACGCUGGAGUUAAUGCCAUAAAAAGAUUCAUAACAGAAGAUGGAUUAGGCUCAACGAUGCAAAUAAAUUAUUUUGGUGCUUUUCUAUUGACUCAUCUUUUAUUAGAUACUCUGAAGGCUGCAGAACAAGCCAGAAUUAUAUUCGCCGGAUCCAUUUUCGCAUUCUUCAAUAAUCUGUCUGUGGACAAUUUAGAAGGAACAGACAUGAGUUCUCAGUUUGUAUUCAAAGCAUAUUGCAAUUCCAAAUAUUGCAAUAUAUUCGCAGCUCAAGAAUUUGGAGAAAGACUGAAAAAUACCAAUAUCACAGUUUACGCAGCGGAUCCAGGAGUAAUAAAGACGAGAAUCUUCGAAUACAAGACUAAAUAUACCAUUCAGCGCUUUUUGAAGACACUUUUGCUCUGGAUUUUUGGGAGUGAACCUAUGGUAGGUGCACAGACAGCAUUCCAUCUAGCAGCUAGUGAAGAAAUGAAGGGAAAAACUGGCGAAAUCUAUGUCCUAUGCAAACCUUGGACAAAGCUUUGGAAUAUGAGAGAUCCGGAAUUUUCUAAACAAAUUUGGGAGAAAAGUGAGAUACUCGUGAAACUGAAACCGAAUGAAAGAAUAUAAUAAUGGGAAAUA
Messenger RNA from Coccinella septempunctata (seven-spotted ladybird), 1085 nucleotides. Its product is annotated as retinol dehydrogenase 14-like. NCBI's taxonomy places the organism in Eukaryota, Metazoa, Arthropoda, Insecta, Coleoptera, Coccinellidae. The record is from RefSeq and is a predicted model, not a curated record. The coding region runs from base 126 to 1073 and encodes 315 amino acids. The transcript is spliced from 4 exons.